Papaver somniferum (opium poppy) is the source of this 1446-nucleotide messenger RNA. RefSeq names its product agamous-like MADS-box protein AGL104. The coding region runs from base 119 to 1165 and encodes 348 amino acids. Gene Ontology annotation, molecular function: DNA-binding transcription factor activity, RNA polymerase II-specific; RNA polymerase II cis-regulatory region sequence-specific DNA binding; protein dimerization activity. The transcript is spliced from 11 exons. The record is from RefSeq and is a predicted model, not a curated record. Lineage: Eukaryota; Viridiplantae; Streptophyta; Magnoliopsida; Ranunculales; Papaveraceae. Gene Ontology annotation, biological process: positive regulation of transcription by RNA polymerase II.
UUUAUUUUUGAGUUGUUUCAGUUUUUUAUUUUUAUUUUUUAAAUUUGUUCUACAACAAAAACAAAUUAAAACAAUCUUUUCUUAGAAGAUUGAAUAUACUAUAUAGUUUGUCUUAAUUAUGGGUCGUGUUAAACUCCAGAUUAAGAGAAUAGAAAAUAAUACUAAUCGACAGGUUACAUUUUCAAAGCGUCGAAAUGGACUCAUUAAGAAGGCUUAUGAACUUUCUAUCCUCUGCGAUAUUGAUAUCGCCCUUAUUAUGUUUUCUCCUUCUGGACGUCUUAGUCAUUUUUCCGGCAAGAGAAGGAUUGAAGAUGUACUUACUCGGUACAUAAAUCUUCCGGAACAUGAUCGAGGAGGUGCCAUUCAAAACCGAGAGUCACUGAUAUUAACUUUAAAGAACCUUAAGGGCCAAAGUGAUAUGGCACUUCAACUAGCUAAUCCUGCAGCUGUUAAUUCCAAUAUUGAGGAUCUCCAGCAAGAAAUCAGUAGUUUUCAACAACAAAUCCAGAUGAUUGAAGCAGAACUAAGGAAUUUUGAUCCGGACCCAGUAAAUAUGUCAUCAAUGACAAUGGGUGAAGUUGAUUCGUGUGAGCGUAACUUACAGAAAACGUUAGACUGUAUCACAAAAAGAAAGGAAUAUUUAGCGCAUAAUCAACAAUUAAAUUCUUAUGAUCCUUCUUCAAGCAUACAGAUGCAGAUGUUUUUGAAUUCACAAGAAGGAAUACCAACUUCAUUUGGAAAUGAUGUUGCUAAUUGGAUGCCAGAAAGCCAACACAACCACCCUAUCCAGAUUAACUUUGGAUCUGACCCUUUGAUGUCCCUCAGGGAUCACUCGUCUAGUGUGUAUGAUCAUCAACUACAGCAUGGCUCAACAAGCUUACAUGUAGAUCCUCGCAACAUGGGAGAGUGCCACGUAAGCAACCCCAGCGAUGGAGACCUUCAGACGUGGAAUCAGACGUUCCCUUCUACCGAUUUCCUCUCUGCUCUCAUGCCAUCAACCUCUUUCCCUCAUGAAAUGGUUGGAUCCAACAUGCAACAAGGUAUGUCGCAGAUGCUGUCACGCGAGCAACUAGAGUCUCAACAAAACUGUUCACAUAUGCACCAACCACAGCCACCACAAACAAGUAACCAUUGUGUUGAUUAUGAAAACAUUGGCCAGCAAUAGUUUACCAAUGUUGACUCGCGUCCAAGCAUGCAUCAAGGUGUAUUUUAGUCGCGUAUCCAAUUUAUUUUCAAUCAGAUUGCUAUGAGGCAUCUAUGUACAUACGUUUUGCUCUGAGUUUCUGCAACGUGCUUUUGUAUCACCUAGGCAUGGGAUGGGAUGCUAUUGCAGUGAAACGGGCGCAAUGUUCUUUUUUCUUAUUUGACAUUCUUUUGUAUUUGUUGAAAUUUUGUAACUAGAAAAAAGAAAAGACAAAUAUAAAUCAUUUACCCUAUAAUUUUAAA